Messenger RNA from Camellia sinensis, 595 nucleotides. Lineage: Eukaryota; Viridiplantae; Streptophyta; Magnoliopsida; Ericales; Theaceae. The record is from RefSeq and is a predicted model, not a curated record.
UAGUGUAUGUGUGCAGACAAGUGGAGUGAGAUCAACCGAUGACGCCAAGCUAGGAUAAGUUCUAUGGUAACAAGAUUCGUCUCUGGAAUAAGGGUGUUGAUUCCGAAAGCUUCUAUCCCAAAUAUCGCUCUCAAGAAAUGCGAAUAAGACUAAGCAAUGGGGAGCCCGAGAGACCAUUGAUAGUCUAUGUUGGACGACUAGGAGUUGAGAAGAGUUUGGAUUUACUCAAAAGUGUCAUGGACUUGAUACCGGAGGCACAAAUUGCUUUUAUUGGAGAUGGACCAUACAGGGAGGAUCUCGAAAAGCUGUUCUCCGGCAUGCCUGCCGUAUUCACAGGGAUGUUAGGAGGUGAAGAGCUCUCUCAAGCAUAUGCGAGCAGAGAUGUUUUCGUCAUGCCUUCAGAAUCAGAGACGCUCGGACACAUAAUGUCAUUUUCAGAAAACAGGUGAAAAGGUUGGUGUUUUUUUUUUUUUGAGCAAACAUAAAAAGGUUGGUUGGUGAAUUGUUUUUGAUUUAAUUAAAUUUUUGUAAUGAACAAAACCCACUUUUUAGGAAUUAUUUUUCGAAUUUUCGUAAACCGUUUUUUCUUAGCAAU